AGAAAAAAUGAAGGAUAGACCUGUACCUCCUCCUGGGGCAUAUUACAAUGAGUUUAAUGAUUCCUCCAUAAAGAUAGAAAAGAUACCUUGGAAAUUCUAGUGCUUCUCUUCAACUGCCAAGAGAUUUAGUUAAUAACAGUAAGAUGCAGGUCCUAGUGUAGGUGCUUAUGAUAUUAAGACAAAAUCAAAAGCCAUUGGAGUUAUUACACUUGAUAAAUAUAGCAAAAGAGAAGAUAAAUUCCUGAAUAUUCCUGGAGUUGGUAGUUAUGAGGUUGAUUAAUCGUUCACAUAAUCAAAACCGAAACAAAAAUAAUAACAAGAAUUUCCAUCUCCAUUCGGAUCAAGUGGCAAGAGAUUUUGA
Molecule: messenger RNA, 361 nt
Organism: Paramecium octaurelia
Lineage: Eukaryota; Ciliophora; Oligohymenophorea; Peniculida; Parameciidae
Source: the annotation of a GenBank genome assembly